Pediculus humanus corporis (human body louse) is the source of this 3699-nucleotide messenger RNA. RefSeq names its product protein C9orf39, putative. Gene Ontology annotation, cellular component: BRCA1-BARD1 complex; plasma membrane; BRCA1-A complex. Gene Ontology annotation, biological process: double-strand break repair via homologous recombination; negative regulation of fatty acid biosynthetic process; positive regulation of transcription by RNA polymerase II. The coding region runs from base 1 to 3699 and encodes 1232 amino acids. The record is from RefSeq and is a predicted model, not a curated record. The transcript has 5 exons. NCBI's taxonomy places the organism in Eukaryota, Metazoa, Arthropoda, Insecta, Psocodea, Pediculidae. Gene Ontology annotation, molecular function: ubiquitin-protein transferase activity.
AUGACUAAAAACAAAGUUUUUGAAAUUAUAAAAACAGUUGACUGUCAUUUAUUUGAGCUUCUCAAUAGUUUGAUGUGCUCUAUAUGCCAUGAUUUAUUAUUGAAGCCACUAUCAACUCCAUGUGGACAUUAUUUUUGCAAUGACUGCAUAAAAACAUUUUUGUUUGAUAAAAACAACAGUGGUUGCCCACUAUGUAAAAAUCCCAUUAAGAUACAAUCACUCAAAAGCAAUAAGUUGAAGUCGAAACUUAGUGAAAUUUGCAGAGUAAUACCAUCUGCAUUUUUAAACGAUGUGAAAGAUUUAAACGAUUUAUUAAACAUUGAUACUGAGGAUGAUGUAAAAACCUUAAAAUUACCCUCGGUUUUUUAUCAAAAAAAUGAUAGUGGUAAAAAACAGGGUAAAUAUUAUGAAAGAAAAGACAUUCGUAAACACACAAAACAAAAAUAUGAUGAUGCAUCAUCACUUGAGAAGACGGAAAAUCUGGUUUCGGUCGUUACAAAAAACGGCGAAACAUCUUUCUUAAAAGGCGAAAUAUCAAAUGAUACCUUGCCAUUCAAUGCAUGUGCGUCAGACGUGAAACGCAAUGCUUUUGAUACCUUAAAAGCAAAGAAAACAGAUGAUGAAAUCGAAAAGGACGCCAGUAUAGAAAAAGUAAAUUCAAUCGGUCGGAAAAAUGUUGAAAACGAUUUUAGGAAAGAUUCGAAAAAAUCGAAAAACGAUACCGGAAAAAUAAAAAAUGAAUCGGAAAACAUCAUCAUUCAUUCUCAAAAUGCAGGUUCGGAUUCAAACAAAAGCAAUGUCAAAACUUCAUCCAUGAUAAGGAUCGACUACCAUAAAUCGGAUAAAUCUCAGGGAAAGGUGUAUAGAAAUUUUAAAGAGAAAAUGCAAAAAAAUACGCAUUCAGACGAAUUUACUUCAAUUCGAAAAUUCAACAACAAAAAUUCGUCGAAAAAAAAAUUUUCUCCCAAUCACGUGGAAUGUGAAACUGGCAAGUCAACGGAUUCUUUCGAUCAGCAUGAUAAGGAAAAAAAUCCAAGUGUUAUCAAAAAAAUAUCUGAGAAAUGUUUCUCAGGAACGAGGGAGGAAAAAGGAGAAAAUGAUCAAAAUAGUAAUGCGGCAAACGUUUUCGUAAAAAACCACGAAGAUUUUAAUGAAAAAAAUUCGCGGUCGUUAAUCCACGUUCCUAAUUUUGAAUUCGAUGACGAUCGAAACAGGGAAACGUUGGGGAAAAAAGAAAAGGUCGGUGGUAUAUAUAAUGACGAAACGAAAAAUAAUAUCAUGAGUUCAUCGUCAUCACAUUUAGAUUUUGAAAAUUUAAAAAGUCAAGAAGCGGUGGAAAUAGAAACAUCACUGGAUGAUUACCUAAGACGGAAAUCGUCGGAAAAAACACUCGGUGAAAAAAAACAGGAAUGUAUCGCCGUCAAGACCACAAAGUUGAUGACCCUACUGGAAGAAUUGAUGAAAGGUGAAAAAAUUAAUUCGAAUUCAACAUUUUCGCGAAAUUCGUUCAAAGAUAAGGUAAGGGAUUUGAAUGCGGUAAAUGAAAAUACAAUUCACGGCAAAACCGAAACUUCACUCGAUAAUCACACGUCUACGAGUAACGUAAAUGAAAAUGUUGAAACGAAUAGAAAAACUUCAAAGCCGAUCGAAGGGAAUAACGUCCGAUUAGAAAUUUCUAAUGAAUUAUCUCAAUCUUACGGCGACGACUCGUUUCGAAAAAAUUCAUCGGAAUACAAUAGCAAAGUCGAUAAUAAAUUCACAAACGAUUCAUUUGAAAAUUCACAAACGAAAUUUGGAACGCCGUCAUACGAUUUUUUUAAAAAAAUUUACGGAAACGAGUCAUUUUUCAUAAGUUUCCUCCAGCUCGGCCGUUUGACUCCGUCAAACAAAAGAUCGAAAUCAUCCGUUGUAAAAUUAGUUUUUCCCCUGGGGUUCAAUUCGCUAUUUAAAAAGAGAGCGGCGUCAUUAAAAAAAAAAUCCAUGAGUCCCCGCAUUUCGGAAAAUUCUCGGGAAAUUUCAGAUACGAAUCGAGGAGUUGUUAAAGCGUCGGCAAUCGCUCAAAUAUCGCCUAAUUUUAAUUCUGUCGAAACUCAAACAAUUCAAUCCCCGUCUUGUUCUCCGCGAAGGAGCGAUUUUGAAAAAAGGAUCGAGUUUUUCGAUGAGACUCUCCCGAAUCGUCCAAAAUAUUCCGUUCGAAAAAGUAAUAGUAUUCAUGAAUGUACCGAUAAAAAAAAUGAUUUUUUCUCUGUCGCCGGUAAAGAGGAGUUCUCGCGAAAAACGAAAAGUGAAAAAAUUGUUACGGGUAAAAAAAGAAAUUGCCAUUCGCCCGAACGAGGCUCCGUUCCCUCGAAACAUAGAAAAAUGGAAGAAAUAAUAAAAAAAAGUGAAAAUUUUGAAAAAUUACAAUCCGAAAAAAUGAAUUCGGUCGAACGCGUUUCCUCAAAAAAUUUAUUUAAAAUUGAAAUUCCCCCGUCGUACAAGUUCAAGGCCGAAACCAACGUGAACGAAUCAAAAGACAUUUUUCGUGCGGAGGAAAAAAGUCUAGACGAAAACGUUUUUUCCAAUUCUACGAAACAAAUGAUUUCUCUUAAAAAUAAUAAUAAAAUUAACGAGAAAAUAUUCAAUUCGAAAAAAUAUAUCGACGGUGGAGCAGUCGAAAGACUCGUCCCGGAAAAGAAUCGAGGAAAUGAUUUUGGAGUAGCAAACGCGGGUACCAUUGAAAAACAAAGAAUAAAGGAAAAUGAAGGAAACUGUAAAGCAAUCGUCGAAGAGAAUGAAAAAACUGACGACGAAUCCGAUUCUGAUUUUUUCGUCGAGCAAACUCCUCCAAGGUGUAAUUAUUUAAACCUCGACGAAAAUAAAUUACACAAAUCCCGUUCGUUUAAUAAAAAUUCUAGUAUUUCGGAAAGUUCAAAAACGAAAUCUAAACUUAAUGGGAAAAAAUUAUCGGACGCGGAAAAUUCAGAUUUUGGUGUCGUCGGUCCUGUCAAAUCCUCGUCCAAACUCGAAGAAGACGCGAGUAAGGGAACAACGGAAAAGUCCGCCGUACAAAAAUCAAAUUUUAACAACAUGAAAUACGAACGUCAAUCAAAAGGAUAUGAUAAUUUUCGAGUUUCUUUUUGUAAAUCUCCCGCGAACGAGGGAUCCGAAAAAGAAUAUUGCAUAGUUGCGAGCAGCCUGAAAAAUCCGGAUACGGUUAAAAAAUUCACGUCAAUGUUCGACGUGAAAUUUUCGGAGAAACCAACGAAAAACAUGACUCAUCUCAUCGUGGGCAUGCACGAGAGCGAAGAUGGAGAAAUCCUACCACUUUGCACUCCGAAAUUCCUGUACGCCUUGGCCAAUAAAAAGUGGAUCGUGAGCGAAUCUUGGGCGGAAACAUGCAUAAAAUAUAAGACCAUAGUUUCGGAAGAAUCAUUUGAAACUUGCGAUCCAAUCGGAGGACCGGGAUGUCGAAACGCGAGACUUUCCAAUGAUAAACUUUUCAAAAAUUGUGAAAUACACUUAUUUGGAACUUUUGAAAACAUAUCCAAGGAAGAAUUAUCUGGUCUUAUAUUGGAUUCCGGAGGGAAGUUGGUGUCAAAACCAGAGAAAUUUUCAUUUUCUCCUCAAGUAAUACGAAUGAUAAUAGCGGACAAAGAUUGUUUAAAUUUGAGUCCGACCGAAUUAAAAGGUGAAUAUUUAUUUUACGAGUAUUUUUAA